This is a messenger RNA of Amoebophrya sp. A120, 733 nucleotides long. The record is from the annotation of a GenBank genome assembly. Lineage: Eukaryota; Dinophyceae; Syndiniales; Amoebophryaceae.
GGAAAAAGAAACUGGGUGUCUUACACGAGAGAUUCCAGCUGUUUCCGGAGGACUUUGUUCUUUCGGCUUCUCACAAGCCACAUCUCUUUUCAUUGAGUUUGAAUGUGGUGGGUCGAGCCGAAAAGCCUCUCUGUCCCUCUUUCAGUAGCUCAAGCGAGUUGAGAAGCGGCGCAUGGUAUCAGCAUCUCAAAUUCUGAGCGAAAUGCGGUAUAGUUGUGCGAGAAGAACAGGCUGAGCAUGUUCAGAAAAAUCAUGGCCAGGCCCGAGCCGAAAAUCAGUGUAGAGCUUCCCCUCCGAAAAUCAGUGUAGAGCCUAUGCGGAAGAAGGGUUUGCUACGGCCCACGAAGUUGAAUAUCGCGGAACAGUUACACGAUCUGCAAGGAAACUGCAAUCAUGUUGGCGGUGCCGUCGGAAGUAACCUGUUACUUUGCAAGCUAGCAAGGUCAGGAACAUGGCUGACAAGCCUGGCCUUCAGGAAAGGUCUGCCCCUGUUGAGGCAGCGCCAAGCUAACGGUGCUAGCUUGGAGCUGCCUCAGGGUGAACAUGUUGCCGCCUCCGGAGUGCAGUUUGUUCGCCCCCCUCAGAGGCAGAUCUUUUUGAUUCCGUGUCGCGCCGCGUGCGGGAGAAGGUAUGCUAAUGAAAGUGACAAACGGCGGCCGCGCGAUAGAUUUUGUAAGAAAGGGCCGCGCGCGGCUGCGCGUCCGGGGGGAGAUGGCGCGCGCCCGCUUGGCGC